Molecule: messenger RNA, 2187 nt
Organism: Triticum turgidum subsp. durum (durum wheat)
Lineage: Eukaryota; Viridiplantae; Streptophyta; Magnoliopsida; Poales; Poaceae
Source: the annotation of a GenBank genome assembly
AUGCGCCGUGCAGUGCCGGGGUGUCUGCGUCGAGCCCUUUUGAACAGACAUCGACCCCUGGAUCCACGCCUCUCUUCUCUGGCCUGUUGCGCCAAGAGCUUGGAUGAUGAGGAGGAGGAACCCAGUCAGCGCUCUGUUGGCAAUGAGGAUAGACGCCAGUAUUUUCAUCCUGUGAUCACACGAGCAAUCCGGACAUCGAGCUGGGAUGAUGCCAGGAAGAUCAGCUUCAGGGAGUGUGUCAGGGUGUAUGGGCUACCCCGGUCGAUCGGGCUGUUUGCGUUGCUUAUGCAGUCGUUCUUGCCACGGAGGAUUAGAGAGGUCCGGUGCCUGAUUCAGAGCGUCGUCGACCACUUUGGGAAUGCCGGGCCUGAGUUGUUUGAGUUGGCGUUCUUGUUGGCUAGCAAUUUGGGUGGGUCGAUGACGUUGGUACAGGUUUAUGCCACAAUCAUCCGGGUUUUUGUAGAGCUGUCGAUGUUUGAGGAUGCUCUCCUCACUUAUGUCGAGGCCAAGAAGGUUGGAGUUGACUUGCAGGUAUGCAACUUCUUGCUGAAGCGCUUAGUUGAGGGGAAUCAGAUCAUGUAUGCAAGGAGUUUGUUUCAAGAUAUGAAGAGUUCUGGUCCUUCACCAAAUGUCUACUCUUAUUCAGUUCUGAUGAGUAUGUAUACACAUGGAGAUAAGUUAUGCCUGGAGGAAGUUCUAGAGCUUCUUUCUGAAAUGGAAACGGAAGGUGUGAGGCCAAAUGCUGCAACCUAUGGCACUUACCUCUAUGGGCUUUGCCGUGCCAAACAGGUGAAAUCUGCAUGGAACUUCCUUCAAAUGCUGUGUCAGAGAGGCUACCCUUGCAACAGCUAUUGUUUUAAUGCAGUUAUUCAUGGUUUCUGCCAUGACGGUCAGGUUCACAAGGCCAUAGAAGUGUUUGAUGGGAUGAAGAAGUGCGGGUUUGUCCCAGAUGUUCACAGCUACAGCAUAUUAGUUGAUGGCUUAUGCAAACAAGGGGAUCUGUUGACAGGCUAUUACAUGCUUGUUGAAAUGGCAAGGAAUGGAAUCACUCCUAAUCUGGUGAGUUAUAGUUCGCUUUUGCAUGGUCUUUGCAGAGCUGGAAGGGUUGAAUUGGCGUUUGAGCUUUUUAAGAGGCUGAAAGAUCAAGGAUUCAAGCAUGACCACAUAGUUUACAGCAUCGUUCUUCAUGGUUGUUGUCAACAUCUAGAUCUAGAGAUUUGCUACGACCUUUGGAAUGACAUGGUUCGUCAUAAUUUUGUUCCAGAUGCUUACAAUUACAGUAGUCUGAUAUAUGCAUACUGUAGGCAUAGGCAACUGAAAGAAGCAUUGGAGGUGUUUGAGCUCAUGGUCAGUGAUGGGAUAUGCCCCAACAUCGUGACCUGCACAAUUCUUGUUCACGGCUUCAGCAACGAAGGGCUGAUUGGUGAGGCCUUCCUGUUCCUGGAUAAAGUACGCCAGUUUGGGGUUGUCCCCAACCUCUGUACAUACAGAGUUAUCAUCAAUGGCCUGUGCAAGGUCAAUAAACCUAAUGACGUGUGGGGUAUUUUCGCAGACAUGAUAAAAAGGGGCUAUGUUCCUGAUACUGUGCUUUACAGUAUUAUUAUCGAUGGUUUUGUGAAGGCUUUGGAUCUGCAGGAGGCUUUCAGGUUGUAUUAUAAAAUGGUCGAUGAGGGGACAAAGCCUAAUAUCUUUACAUAUACCAGCCUCAUAAAUGGUCUGUGCCAUGAUGAUAAACUUCCUGGAGCUAUGACAUUGCUUAAGCAUAUGAUUGGGGAGGGGCUGACACCAGACAGAAUUCUGUAUACGUCUCUGAUUGCAUGCUAUUGUAAGCGCUCAAACAUGAAGGCCGCUCUGGAAAUCUUUAGAGAGAUGGAAACAGAGGGUUUGUCAGCAGAUUCUUUUGUCUACACUUGUUUAAUUGGUGGCUUCAGUAAAGUGCUUGCGAUGGAUGGCGCACAGUUGUUUAUGGAAGAAAUGAUAAACAAGGGGCUUACACCUACUGUAGUAACUUAUACAGACCUCAUAAUUGGAUACUUCAAAAUUGGAGAUGAGAAAAAAGCUAUGGCGAUGUACAACAGUAUGCUGCAGGCAGGCAUUACGCCGGAUGCCAAGCUGAGCUGUAUAUUGGGCCUUGGUAAUGAUGGGGAUGAUUUUGGUGAUUCUCAGGAAGAUAAGGAUGUAUCAUAG